Bactrocera neohumeralis is the source of this 1662-nucleotide messenger RNA. RefSeq names its product putative nuclease HARBI1. The transcript is spliced from 3 exons. The record is from RefSeq and is a predicted model, not a curated record. Bases 433 to 1023 code for a protein of 196 amino acids. Lineage: Eukaryota; Metazoa; Arthropoda; Insecta; Diptera; Tephritidae.
CCCAUCUAUAAAUUCCAUCCAUAAAUGUUGUCUCUUAAAAUCUUUCUUUAAUUCGGAACUCAUUAAAAAUUUAAUAGGAUUGCCUCCAAAUGUUUUCAUUUGCAAGUUUUGUCACAUUAGUAAACAUCUGUAGUGCGUUUCUGUAACUUUUCGUUAUGAUAUCGAAAGAAAUAUCACUUUUGCGUAACGAAAGGUUUAUAACGAACAAUUGUUUUGAAGUGUUUCUGUAACUCAGAAAAGUCAACUUUCGUUAUGGUUGUGCUGCUGCAUUAUUUGCCUUAUUGGAGGACCAACGGAAUAUGUUACGCGUUCAUCGGCGACAUCUGAGGGAUAUAACUGACUCAUUUCAUUUGCCGGAAGCUCGCUUUGAAGAGCUAUUCCGUUUUAAAAAAAGAUCCCGCAAUAGCCUUGUUACAAGAGCUAAGUCCUCAUAUGAAAAGUGGCGAAAAUCGUACGUUUGUCCCAAAAUCAUUAAGAAUGACUGCAGCACUUCAUUACUAUGAGACAGGAUCAUAUUUGAGAGACGUUGGCCAAGAUUUUGUGUGCUCAUUAAGCAAGACAGUUGUGUGUCGUGCAGAAAAAGAAGUCACAAACAUCAUUGAAGGAAAAUUAUUGUGUAAAUACAUUAAAUUUCCAACAUCUUUAGAGGAACAAAACACAAUAAAACAAACAUUUUUUUCAUCUACGGGUUUUCCUGGGAGCAUUGGUGCUAUUGAUUGCACCCAUGUUAAAAUUAAAAAGCCGGCCGCGGAUGUUGAAUGCUGCUACAUAAACAGAAAAGGCUACUUUUCCAAAAAUGUGCAACUUAUUUGUGACUACAACUUAAACAUAGUGUCUGGGAACGCGCGUUAUGGUGGUAGUACCCAUGAUGCUUUUAUUUGGGAGAACAGCCAAUGUAAACAAUUUUUGGAAAGGCAAAACGCCAGUGAAGUAGAUUCAAGUUGGGGGUCGGCUUUAGUAUACCAUCCCACGAUUUCAGGGUUAAAAGUGGUUAGGUUGGAUAGUGCUGAUGCUCCAGAUUAAGGAUAUAUAUAAUUAUUGCCGCCGCAAACUUAUAGUUUUCGAGAUAUUUGCAUUUGAAGUUGAAAAUUUUGCAAAUUUAAUUUUGCAAUUUCUCGACUUAUGGUUAGUUUUUCUUCCAUAUUAUGCAUUUUUUAUACACUUACAAUUCACUACAAUAUUUCUACAUAUUUAUUUUUUAUUAAUAUUUUAGAUGUUUGCUUAAAAUAAGCAUUUUAUAUUUUACAUAAAUAUUAUUACACGCACAAUAACAAUAAGUGUUCCGUGUUGUCAAAUAAUAAGUAUUGCCAUAUCUACACAUUUAUCAAACGAAUAAAAAAUAGGUUAAUACGCCAAAUACAUAAAUCAUUAUCCGUUUUCUUGCUAUAUCAUGAGUAAUAAUCAAAAAAGGAGUUUUACUCGAAAAAAACCCUGACACACCCUGGUGUUGGCACACCUCGGUGUUGGAUCGGCCAGGGUUAUUUUUUUGAAGCGCGGCCGAAGGCCGCCAACGCAAAAGGAAGUUUUACUCGAAAAAAAACCUGACACACCCCGGUAUUAGAUCGGCCAGGGUUAUUUUUCUGAAGCGCGGCCGAAGGCCGCCAACGCAAAAACUAGUUUCAAUCGUAAAAACCUGACACACCCAGGUGUUGGUCGCCUAGG